This is a messenger RNA of Strongylocentrotus purpuratus (purple sea urchin), 2986 nucleotides long. RefSeq names its product beta-1,3-galactosyltransferase 1-like. Lineage: Eukaryota; Metazoa; Echinodermata; Echinoidea; Camarodonta; Strongylocentrotidae. The record is from RefSeq and is a predicted model, not a curated record. Gene Ontology annotation, cellular component: membrane. Bases 885 to 2246 code for a protein of 453 amino acids. The transcript is spliced from 2 exons. Gene Ontology annotation, molecular function: hexosyltransferase activity.
AAUGGCAUGCUACGAAAAUAAAAACAGACGGUCACUUGUCAUGCUCAUAGUAGGAUGCGAUACAUAAGGUCAAGACUGCCUCGAUUACCGAUGUACAUUUUCAACAAGGACUUGAAUGAGUCAGUAAUGAUGAGGCAUUGUUGACGGCGACGCAACUUCGUUUCAGACUUUAAAUCGAGUUCAUCUUGGGAAGUGCGAUAUAUUUCACCCUUGAGAUGUUUUCAAUUGCAAAGACGAAUUUGAAAGCGGGUGUAGCGGGCUGAUUAAACGAUAUCAAUCUAAGCGGUUUGAGAGAAUUAAUGUAAAGGCGCGCUCUUGGAUGCUCCAGACUUCAGUUUGUUUUGGAACUUUCGAAACGAUGGCUGUCAACAGAUUCACACCGCCACUCGGAUGAACUAAGCGUCAUUAACGGCUAGAAAAACAUCAACCUAUUUGGGACAUUCCCCUUAAGUGUAACAGUUCGUUGGCAGGUUUCCAACAUUAAGACGGGUUUGCCUAAUUUCUCCCGCAUAGCUGUCAAGGAUCCCUCGAGACUGGCUGGCGUUGUCAGAUUGCUGCAGAAUUCAUUCACCCUAGCCAAGGUGCACAUGCCUAGAAAGACACGUCAUUCCAGCAAUUUGUAUCAUAUCCAUGUUCUUCUGGUUAUGAGUGGUUAACCCCUUUGGAAUAUCAUGGUGUCGAAUCUGAACAAAGCUCGGAAUUAUUAAUAUUCUUAGACUCGAGAAAACCGAACUAAGUGCUAAACUAGUUUGCGACAAUCUUUGUGUUUUUUCGUCAUGGAAGUAAGUACUGACGCAAGAAGCAGAGUCUUUAACUCACACGCAAACCUUACAAUUUUGGAAGAAGCAUGACAGCAAACGACUGUGUUUCAUGCUUAUCACUGAAUGCAGGGUGACCAAAAAAAGAAAAAUAGAAAACAGACUCUUCCUGACAUCUUUGAAGCUGAAGGAAAAUUUUUGAACCAAUGCGGAGAGGUUGCAGGAGUAAAACCUUUCAGGAUGAGGUUAUGUUUGAAAUUGAGAAUAUGGCGAUCAGCAGUUGGACGUUACCUCUAUCUUGGGCUGCUGGGAUUCGUCGUUAUGUUCGGAAUGAACAGAACUGGUGUAAGUUUUCGCCAGGAGAGAUCCUUGAGAUCAAUUACUGCUGUUGGAGGAGACCAAGGACGAUUCGUGAUCGUUUCGUCAGCUAACGCCAUGAUCGUGCAAAGAGGGAAUCGAGAAAGUCUCUCGGGUGAUGGUGAGGUUGAGAAGAAUAAUCAUGCAGGACGGCGACGUGAUAUGGCGGGAAUACCUCUAUUAAGUAGAGGAGAGGAACGUUUGAAUAACGAAAAGGAGCAUUCCUGGGAUACAUACAUGUACAAACACGGUAAUUAUUUGUUGGAACCAACCGAUCCACAUAUCUACACUCGGAUGAACACGCCCCGUAAUGUUUGCUUUGAUCAACAAGGAAGACCAUAUCGAGUGCCAAUGAUUGUAUUUGUGACAUCAGCUCUUGGUAAUUUAAAACGAAGAGACCAUAUCCGUGUGACCUACGGUAGCAACCAAGCCUGGGAAAUACUAAAUCAGACCCUCGUCAGGACAGUGUUUAUGCUGGGAACGACGAAUGAUCCGGUUCUGCAAUCCAAGAUCAAUGCCGAGGCUAGCAUCUAUGGCGAUAUUGUCCAGGAGGAUUUCAUUGAUAGUUACCUGAACCUGACGCGGAAGACGGUCAUGGGUUUGAAAUGGGUAACUGAGCAUUGUCGACAUGCAAAGUUUGCGAUGAAAAUCGACGACGAUACGAUGCUCAACAAGGCUCGCAUCCUGGAGUUCAUCCUUAAAGCGCCCUCUCGAGGGGUCGUCAUCGGCAACGUGAACCUGGACAUGCCGGUGGUCCGUAGCAGACAAGGAGAAUGGGGGAAAUACCGCAUCUCCAAAAACUUUUACCCGGCGUCGACGUACCCACCGUACCUCUCGGGUCCAGCGGUCAUCAUGUCCACAGAUCUGGUGGAGGCAACGUUCCGUGCCGCACUGACCACGCCCUUGUUCCCCUGGGAGGAUGUCUUCAUGGGCAUGUGUUUGAAGAAGAUUGGGGUCAGUCUCAUGCACGAUUACCAUUUCAUGUGCACCUCGACCACAGAGGAGUGUUACAGUGACAAGGAGUGGCCCAAGUACGCUGUCUUCAUUGACCUGCCUGCAGAGUAUAUGGUCCGAGUUUGGGUCGAGAGUAGUAUGUACGCCGAUAAGCAGCUGCCAAAUGUCGGGAAAUAAUAUUUUAUUUUUGCCAUUACUACACGGUUUACUAAAUGCUGCAUGUAUUGCUAAUAAGAUGACAUAAUAUCCUUGCCCAUGAAAUACAUAACGCAUUCAGUUUUGUUGAUGUGAUUUUUGUUUGAUAGUAAGUAACUUUGCAUACGCUUAUGCCUGUACGUAGCUGUCACAAAGUCAGUACAUAAUGUCGUGUUAUCUAAAGACCAUGGUACCAUAUCAAAAAUUAAAGUGAUUUUUUUUUAUAGUUAAUGUGAUAUAUCAAUCUACUAGAGUUGUCUGAUAUUAUAUGGAAUCUAAGUACAGACAGUGAGACCUCCCUGGCACAGAUCCAUGCAUUGUUACCCUCUCUGAUCCUAUCUUCGGUCUCCUUAACAUUUCAUCAGGGUCGAUUGCGGGUGUCUGUAAUCUCGCUGUCACUUGUUUAACCUCAGCCAGGCGUCAUUCGGUUUAUCGUAUUAGUGUACAUUAUGACAUUUGCUCAAGUUUCCUUAGAAUCCUUUUUGUGAGGUUUUCUUCUUGUUGUUUUCUUUAUUUCUUUCUUCUCCUUCUUCUUUAGUUAUUCAUAGAUGUGUGUGUGUGUACGUGCACAAAGUAUUGCGCCGUGGUGGAGACUUUCAUCUUGUGCCCGAAUGUUAACUUUCCAGUUUCCCCUCCACAUUUUGCCCCCCCCCCCCAUCCAUCCAUACGUCUCUUUCUAGCCACUAACUCUAACCCAACUGUAUGCCUAUAAGCACUAAAAU